This is a messenger RNA of Klebsormidium nitens, 552 nucleotides long. NCBI's taxonomy places the organism in Eukaryota, Viridiplantae, Streptophyta, Klebsormidiophyceae, Klebsormidiales, Klebsormidiaceae. The record is from the annotation of a GenBank genome assembly.
AUGGCUGCUCACCGGGACAAAGAGUCUCUGUUGGAAGAGAUCUGGAACCUGAAGAAGGCCCUUCAGGCUGCGCGAGAGAGCAACCGCUUGCUUACUUUACAGAACAAGCAUAUGGUAACUGAUCUCAAGAACCUGGAAGAACACGUCAUCGACUUGCAAUCUGCAAAAAGGGAUCAAUGGUCGCCUCUGAGAGGCGGCAGCACCUCGAGCUCAGCUGAGCAGUCCGCGCUGGUGGCACGGCUGAAGCAGCAAGCGCGCGAGAUCAAGUCCCAGCAGAUUGAGAUCGCCUCAGAGCUGGCUCAGGUCAAGGGCAGCACGCGUGCGCACCGCUUCCGAGAGAUCGAAGAAGAGAACCGAGCGCUCUAUGCCGAGAUUAAGCGCCUGACUGACGCACUCAGGGGACAGAAGGCCCUGUUUGAGAAGGAACGGUCCGAGUGGAAGAGGAAAGUGGAGGGGCUGGAGAAGAGGGUUGCUGAGAGAAGGCCUUUGAGGAGAGAGCCGGCGAGGGGGCCGAGUCCUGCAUGCAGAGUCGGUGUACAGCAGAGGAAAUAG